UGACGAUAUCGGCGGGUUUAUAUUGGCGCGGCCCAGAAGGCUGAGGCCUCUGCGGCGCGGUCUUCGGGCACACGCGGCUUUGCCUAGCGGUGGCCAUGGCCGACUACCUGAUUAGCGGGGGCACGUCCUACGUGCCAGACGACGGGCUCACAGCACAGCAGCUGUUCAACUGCGGGGACGGCCUCACCUACAAUGACUUUCUCAUUCUCCCUGGGUACAUCGACUUCACUGCAGACCAGGUGGACCUGACUUCUGCUCUGACCAAAAAGAUCACUCUGAAGACCCCACUGGUUUCCUCACCCAUGGACACAGUCACAGAGGCUGGCAUGGCCAUAGCAAUGGCGCUUACAGGUGGUAUUGGCUUCAUCCACCACAACUGUACACCUGAGUUCCAAGCCAACGAAGUUCGGAAAGUGAAGAAAUAUGAGCAGGGAUUCAUUACGGACCCUGUGGUCCUCAGCCCCAAGGAUCGAGUGCGGGAUGUGUUUGAAGCCAAAGCCCGGCAUGGAUUCUGUGGUAUCCCAAUCACCGAUACAGGCCGGAUGGGGAGCCGCUUGGUGGGCAUCAUUUCUUCAAGGGACAUAGAUUUUCUCAAGGAGGAGGAACACGACCGAUUUUUGGAAGAGAUCAUGACGAAGAGGGAAGACUUGGUGGUAGCCCCUGCAGGCAUCACACUGAAGGAAGCAAAUGAAAUUCUGCAGCGCAGCAAGAAGGGAAAGUUACCCAUUGUAAAUGAAGAUGGUGAGCUGGUAGCCAUCAUUGCCCGGACAGACCUGAAGAAGAACCGGGAUUACCCACUGGCCUCCAAAGAUGCCAAGAAGCAGCUGCUGUGUGGAGCAGCCAUUGGCACUCAUGAAGAUGACAAGUAUCGGCUGGAUUUGCUAGCCCAGGCUGGAGUGGACGUAGUGGUUCUGGACUCUUCCCAAGGAAACUCCAUCUUCCAGAUUAAUAUGAUCAAGUACAUCAAGGAGAAAUACCCCUCCCUCCAAGUUAUUGGAGGCAAUGUGGUCACAGCUGCUCAGGCCAAGAACCUCAUUGAUGCUGGUGUAGAUGCCCUGCGGGUGGGCAUGGGCAGUGGCUCCAUCUGCAUCACCCAGGAAGUGUUGGCCUGUGGGCGGCCACAAGCAACAGCAGUGUACAAGGUGUCAGAAUAUGCACGGCGCUUUGGUGUUCCUGUUAUUGCUGAUGGAGGAAUCCAAAAUGUGGGCCAUAUCGCCAAAGCCUUGGCCCUUGGGGCCUCCACAGUCAUGAUGGGUUCCCUCCUGGCUGCUACCACUGAGGCCCCUGGCGAGUACUUCUUCUCCGAUGGGAUCCGGCUAAAGAAAUACCGUGGUAUGGGUUCUCUUGAUGCCAUGGACAAGCAUCUCAGCAGCCAGAACCGAUAUUUCAGUGAAGCUGAUAAAAUCAAGGUGGCCCAAGGGGUGUCUGGGGCUGUGCAGGACAAAGGGUCCAUCCACAAAUUUGUCCCCUACCUGAUCGCUGGCAUCCAGCAUUCCUGCCAGGACAUUGGUGCCAAGAGUUUGACCCAAGUCCGAGCCAUGAUGUAUUCUGGAGAACUCAAGUUUGAGAAGAGAACAUCCUCCGCUCAGGUGGAAGGGGGUGUGCACAGCCUCCAUUCGUAUGAGAAGAGGCUUUUCUGAAAAGGGUUACCACAUACCCCCUCAGUUUUUCAAUAAAAGUUUGGAGAAAAAAAAA
Messenger RNA from Callorhinus ursinus (northern fur seal), 1695 nucleotides. It is a transcript of the gene IMPDH2, whose product is annotated as inosine monophosphate dehydrogenase 2. Gene Ontology annotation, biological process: GTP biosynthetic process. Gene Ontology annotation, molecular function: IMP dehydrogenase activity. NCBI's taxonomy places the organism in Eukaryota, Metazoa, Chordata, Mammalia, Carnivora, Otariidae. Gene Ontology annotation, cellular component: cytoplasm. The record is from RefSeq and is a predicted model, not a curated record.